Messenger RNA from Amborella trichopoda, 1598 nucleotides. RefSeq names its product protein REVERSION-TO-ETHYLENE SENSITIVITY-like protein (DUF778) (gene RTE1). Gene Ontology annotation, biological process: regulation of ethylene-activated signaling pathway; response to ethylene. Gene Ontology annotation, cellular component: Golgi apparatus; endoplasmic reticulum. The record is from RefSeq and is a predicted model, not a curated record. Lineage: Eukaryota; Viridiplantae; Streptophyta; Magnoliopsida; Amborellales; Amborellaceae.
CCUCUCCAAUUCCAGUGCUUUAGCACUAAAAUUGCCCCCCGAUUUGGCACAGCAGGCUGCCAAGUUUGGCUGGGAGGGCAUUCCUAGCUCUCGUCAUUGAUUUGUCUCUCGCUAUUAAAUAAAUCUUGUGUCAUCAUCUUGUGGUUAUGUUGGAGUAAAGUGUGUGAAUGGGCUGAGGUGGAUAAAGUAAUGGCUUGGCUUCAAGAGCUACAAGACAAUGCACAGGAGUAACCAAGGCCAUUUGAGGGCUAGUCUCAACCUUUGCAGCACCAGAGGCUACAUAAGAACCAGCCUCAGAUCCACUCCAUCAGAUGUCGACAACUACCAUGUCAAUGAAAGCUUGGCGCUGGGAAGAGAGCUUGCUUUUACGGAUGGUAGAGAGAGUGAGCCAAUUCUAGGGCCUUUUCAUGAUUUGAGUUGAACAAGGAAGUUCUCUGAAUGAAUGUGGCUUCUAAAUGGAAGUGAAGGCAGCUGAUGAUAUCGAGGAUGCGCACUCAAAAAGUAUGCUUCUUGAAAGGUGGCCACUUGCGCCAGUGGAUUUGAAAAGGGCAAGGUUCCCCUGCUGCAUUGUGUGGACACCACUCCCAAUUGUGUCUUGGUUGGCUCCAUUUAUGGGGCAUCUUGGUAUAUGCCGUGAGGAUGGCACAAUCUUGGAUUUCUCGGGCUCAAAUUUUGUCAGUGUGGAUAACUUUACGUUUGGAGCUGUAGCCAGAUACAUCCAACUAGAUAGAGAUCAGUGCUGCUUUCCACCCCACUUAUCAGGACACACAUGCAAGAACAGAUACAAGCACUUGGAGCGUGGAACUGCGAUCUCAUGGGACGAUGCCCUAAGGUCGAGUACACAACACUUUCAACACCAUUCGUAUAACCUCCUGACCUGCAACUCCCACUCCUUUGUUGCCAACUGCCUCAACCGCCUUGCUUAUAGUGGCUCUGUUUCUUGGAAUCCCCUCAACAUUGGGGCCCUCGUGCUCUUAAGAGCACGGUGGGUGGAUCCUACCUCUGUACUUCGGUCCUUCUUCCCCUUUGCUGUAGUACUUGCCCUAGGCAUUUUCAUGGUAGGCCCUCCGUUCCUCCUCGGCCUCGCCUCCUUCUCCCUUCUCCUCUUCAUUUGGUUUGUAUUCGGAACCUACUGUGUCAAAAAUCUCGUGGAGUGGUAGGAUCGGUUUGGAUUGUCACUGUUAUUCCUGUGUGAUAAUGACAUAGAGGGAGAAUAGGAGGGCUACAUGCUUUUCUUGGGUGAAAAAUAAUGUACACUGAUGGGAUACGGAAAUAGCAGUGUUACAAAAUCACGGUCAAUUGAACCGAUGGGACCUCGUGAGGAGUCGGAUACUCCAUAAGCGAUUCAUCUUUAUUCCGUUGGGUUGUGCUCUCUAAUGUCACUGUUCAUUCAAUGGAGGGUGAGGACCCAGCGUACCAUGGUGUCCUGCAAGGUCCAUAGGAUUGUUCCAUGGCGUUUCCAGGUUCCCCAUACCCCAUGUACCAUGGCAAAUUUGUUCUUAUAACCAAACGUUGUGAGAAUUUUCUUUGGGGAAAGGUGUUGCUGCAAGUUUUAAGUUCUAAUAGACAAAAGCCCGAUGGACCAUUUUGUGGAUUCA